GGUAGACACCAAUAAAUCCCGUUACGCAGGGACAAAUUGGUUUAUUAUCUUGAGUCUGUUCUUAAGGCUUCACCACCAUCCUCCAUAUACCUACUUAUAUACAGACAUACGGAUAUGAACACCCAAGAAUAUACACCAAUCGUCAACUCUUUAGCCUAGAAAAGGAAGCUCAUUCCUUCAUGUACGAACAAGGGAAAGUAUUAUGGAGGCCGAUCUCAUUCCAGACCUCGUCAAGGGUGCCGGGUUACGACCCCAAUUUCCAAGACUCUUGGCUUCUUAGCUUUCACGCUAUUUUUGUAUAAACCGUCUUACCAACUCGUAGAUCUUCAAGACACGAUCUCCUUUUUUAUCUAACACUCGUUUUCUGACCGUUGAACGUUGAAUCGUUUCAACCUCCUUUGCUCGGUUUCCCCCUCAUGCUUUCGCUGUUGAUAUUGCUGUUUCACUGACGAUAAGUAAACUAUGCGGUCGAGCAAUGUCCUUCUGUCGGCGUCUGUAAUAAUCGGGCGGGUGCUUGGCGACUCCUGUCCCAGCUAUUCGAAUUAUGCUCUAUCGCGAAACCCUCCUCUAACAACCGGCGCCUACAAGCUCGCGUACCAACGACCGACUCCAGAAUGUCGAACUUUCAACUCGAGCGGUGUGGAAGAUGCUAUUACACGCAUGAAGAGUGCUAUCAAAGAUGAAGAAUUAUUCCGACUCUUCGAAAAUACCUUCCCGAAUACCCUCGAUACGGCUAUAAAAUGGCGGGGAGUUGCUGCGAAUAAUUCGAAUGAGGAACUAGCUUUCGUUAUCACCGGUGAUAUCAAUGCCAUGUGGCUUCGUGACUCGGCGAACCAGAUAGCUCCGUAUAAGACCGUGUUGAAAAAGUCGACAGAUGACAUCGCCUCGGUAUUCCGUGGCGUCAUCAAUUUACAGGCUCGAUACUUAAUCAUAUCGCCCUACUGCAAUGCCUUCCAACCACCACCCGAGUCGGGCAUGAAGCCGGACUCGAACGGCGGUAUAUACUCGGUUACGCCGUCUUACGAUCGUGAUAUAGUUUACACAUGUAACUUCGAGCUCGAUGAUUUCGGUGGCUUCUUACAGCUUUCGCACGAUUACUAUACUGCAACAGGGGAUGUGGAUUUCUUUGGCAAAUUUCAAUGGAUCCCGGCAGUGCAGUCCAUUCUAAGUGCCUCAGAAGCAAUGCGACAACCUACAUAUGGGCCUGAUGGCAAGUGGAUCCGCCCUGCAUACACAUUUCAAUCGCAGACAAUGUCUGCAUCUGGGACUUUAGGUAAUAACGGUAUGGGAAGUCCCGUAAAUGAUACGGGUAUGGUACGAUCUCCCUUCCGACCGAGUGACGAUGCGGCCAUAUUCGACUUCCAAAUCCCCGCGAACAUGAUGCUAUCAAGAUACCUAGAGUCUACAGCCGAAAUUGCGGAACAACUCCCAAACGCCCCUAAGAGUUUGGCGCGAGAAAUGAGGGAUAUGGCUUCCGAGAUCAAAGCAGCUAUUCAACAAUGGGGUAUUGUGAAGGCACCGAACGGACGGGAAGUAUUCGCGUACGAAGUCGAUGGGUUUGGAGGCCAGAAUUUAAUGGACGAUGCGAACGUGCCCUCCCUACUCUCUGCGCCAUUCCUAGGAUACUUGGAUAAGGAGGAUCCGAUUUAUCAGAGCACCCGUGCGUUUAUUCUUAGUCGAAGCAACCCCUGGUGGUGCUCUGGCCCAUAUAUCAACGCGAUUGGCAGCCCCCACAUCCGACCCGGCGCUGCGUGGCCUAUGGCAGCUAUCAUGCGAGUAAUGACCACAGACGAUGAUGCGGAAAUCAUAGCGGCUGUCAAAGAGGUGCUUAGCACGACCGAUGGAUAUGGUUUAAUCCAUGAGAGUGUUGACAGCUUUACCCCGAGUAGUUGGACACGCCAAUGGUUUACAUGGGCUAAUGGUCUUUUUGGUCAAAUGAUUAUGGACCUAGCAGACAGGAAACCACACAUUUUGAAAGAGAGCUUCCAACCUUUCUUCAUAGAAAAGAAUUAGCAUUGUUUUAAUGAUACCAUAUUGUUAUACCCAAUCACAAGCCAUAUUGACUAAUUACGCCCCUAACCCCUGUUUUUAUACAGCUAACGAUUUUUUGAAGUCAUUCACCUGUCAAAUCACAAUAAGAUUGGGGCCGUGCAGCCAGGAAUUUGACGUCCAGAUAUCAUGGGGACGGCUCAACAAUUCAGCAAUAUAGUAAAACUCUUCCCCGAACCCUA
Hypoxylon trugodes is the source of this 2231-nucleotide messenger RNA. Its product is annotated as glycoside hydrolase family 125 protein. NCBI's taxonomy places the organism in Eukaryota, Fungi, Ascomycota, Sordariomycetes, Xylariales, Hypoxylaceae. The record is from RefSeq and is a predicted model, not a curated record. Gene Ontology annotation, biological process: carbohydrate metabolic process. The transcript is spliced from 2 exons. Bases 463 to 2013 code for a protein of 516 amino acids.